AUGGACAGUCCAAACCGUGAUUACCAGGCCCAAGCCUUGGGUGACUAUCUAGAAACCACGCCCGACUCCAUCUUCCGCAUCAACGCUGAGGACCUCACCCGCUCCCCAGUCGGCCGUUUCAUCCGUCGCGGCAUCCAACACUUUUUCAAGCUCACCAUUCAUCUCUAUUUCACUUCCGCCCCAGCCACUCAGCCCGCCAUCAACCCCCACACAGAUAACUACCACAUUCUCAUUCUUCAACUUCAGGGCGAAAAGCAUUGGCUCGUCUGCCAGGUGGACAAUGCUGAAUCGUGCGAAGAAUUCACUUUGUAUCCCGGCGACGUCUUGUUCUUGCCCCGCCGCGCUGGUCACGUGGCCUGGACCACCAACGUGACCUCAGUCCACGCCACCAUCGGCUUUCAAGGUGUGGACUGCGGUGACCUGGUCGAAGCCGCCGGCUUUACGGAGCAAGAUGUGGGCCUUGAUUCCACCAGCCCCUGCAUGCUCCUCACCAUGGACCAAGCCAAGGUGCUGCACCAUGUCGUGGACACGACGGCCGACGCUGAUUUGGGUGGCCCCGCGGCCAUUGCACAGCUCUUUGUUGAGCACCAAUCCACCCUUCGCGUGCGCCGUGCAAUCUCCAAGAAUGGUUGUAGUGGGCUUUGCACCUGUGAAGGCCCCAGUUGGGCGUACUUUGGUUCAUACGGCCCCGAUUGCGGCUCCGACUGUGACGGCUGGUGGGGCGGCAGCUGUGACGUGGAUGGUUGCCAUGGACCUGAUACAGA
Monosiga brevicollis MX1 is the source of this 764-nucleotide messenger RNA. RefSeq lists its product as uncharacterized. Gene Ontology annotation, molecular function: histone H3K36 demethylase activity; histone H3K4 demethylase activity. Lineage: Eukaryota; Choanoflagellata; Craspedida; Salpingoecidae. The transcript is spliced from 3 exons. The annotation marks the transcript as partial. The record is from RefSeq and is a predicted model, not a curated record. Gene Ontology annotation, cellular component: nucleolus.